GAUGGCAUCUCGUCCCUCUCUUCUGCUGCGGUGCCUCUCCUCAUCUUUACAGUCGUGGUUAGCGUGGAGAUUUGGCAACUCCACACACAUUUUCCCCCGUGAGCAUUUUUUUAAGAUCAGAUUCCAGGAAGUAGCUUUGGAGAACUCCUCAAAAAUGGUAGAUGAAAUUUUCAGGGGAAAAAACUCUGGUCGGAGUUGCUGGUGCCCGCUCUAGAGGCCCUUGUCUAGAGGCCGCACUCCCCUGCGCCCAGCCUUGCGUCCUGAACAUGGCAGAGGAAGCCUUCCCACAGAAACAGGUGGUUCCCACUUUUAUUUCUUUCACUUCCAAGGCAAGAGCCUCUGAGUUUUUAUUCCUACACAAACCAUGAAGCCAUAUCUGUCUUUGUUGCGUUGGUUUUGAUUUCACUAAUUUCACAGUUGUCUUAUUUACUUCCGAUUUUGCUGGACAAAUUUGGUUCUCCUGCUUCUUAAGCUGUACGGGCAACAACUAUUUUUCAAUCUUUCUUUUUAUUUCAUUUUAAGCAUCUCAAAAACUUCCAGAGUGGUGCCUUCUUUAACUCAAAGGUCUUCAUUUCUGAGUUCAUUCUUCACUGCUUUACCGUUGGUAUCUACGUUAGCUGUACUAUAGUCAGGCUGUGUGACAAGUUCAGUGAUGACUUUCUUGCCAUCUUGAGAAUCUUCUGGCGACCUAGUCUAUGGUUGAGCUUGAGACACGCUUAUGCCUUCCACACACAUUCUGCUAACUUUUAAACCAUGCUGAGCAAAUCUUCAAGGCAUGUCAUUUUUUUCUCUAGGGUAUUAUUCAUAUACACACAACUAUCCAUUAUGAUUGUGGACUUGUUAGUCUUUCCUUUAAACCACAUCAAAUUUUGAUAGCUUAGGUACAUUUCAGAAUUAUUCAUAUAUCCUUUGUGGACUGUUCUCUUUGUUUUGUUUGUGUCUGGGUCUCUCUAUGUUGGUUAUCCUGGAACUUACUCUGUAGACCAGGCUGGCCUUGAACUCAGAGAUCCACCUGCCUCUGCUCCCAAGUGCUGGGAUUAAAGGUGUGCGCCACCACUGCACAAAACCUAUUCUUAACUUUGGCAGUAAUAUCAUUUUAGCUAUUGGUAUCAAAGCUGCCUUGAGUCCCUUUUCCUGAAGUUCUAUUGCAGUCCACCCGUCCGUAGUGGAUCUGGCUGGUGUGGAUUCCCCUACAGCUUUAUUCUGCACCUUUCUACAUUACUCUGAAUUACAUCGUCUUUGAAAGCUCCAAACUGGUAGUGUUCCCUUUAACAGACAAGUUCAAUCCACUGAGACUGGUUAGAACUUUUCCACUCCUGCAUCUUCUGCUUUCCAUCCCCAUCCUCUCCUCCCACCUCACCGUUUCUUACGCUGCUUGGCUGUGCUUUAGGCUUUAUUUGUAGCCUGUGAGGGCUCAUCUGUCAGCACCACACACCACUGCAGAGCUCGGGGCCAGUGGCCAUCCCUCUUCUCAGGCUGUCAGAGAAGGGAACAGAGACCUCGUCCACCAAGCAGCGUAGGCAAAGGAGUAGAUCUGGAGCCAGUGAUUCCAAUCAGUCCUGACAGACAACUUCCCCUUGAACACACAGCAGCAGCGGAAGAGACAUCCCAAAGGCUCCCUUAAUACUGGCAUUUAUAAUACAUACAUAUAUAUUGAAAUUUAUAAAGACAAUCUACAAAGAAGUGAUUAUUCUCUUUAAAAUAUGAUCACAGAAUUUAUUGCUCAGUGUUCCUACUUUCAUUGAUGUCCACUCUUUUAUGUGGAAUUUUGCUGUCAGAAUUCUUAGAUUUCCAGUUCAGGACUUGAAAUUUGUCUUAGCAUUAUUUAUGACCAAGAAAAAAAAUUUAAACAACCCAAAUGUGCAGUGAGGAAGUAGCUACUUAAAUUAUGCAUUACCACACUGGAGUACUGAAGAAUAUUGAUCCAACACUUUGGAAAACUGUGGAAUAUCCAUCAGACGCCUCACAGAACCCAGAUGUUAAAAAACAGUGACCCUGACCCCUGCUGGAUACAGAAAUGGCUAACAAUUUCACUACAGCGCUGGCAGCUUCUCAGGGCAAUAACUGUGACCUCUAUGCACACCACGGCACAGCCAGGAUACUGAUGCCUCUGCAUUACAGCCUUGUCUUCAUCAUCGGGCUGGUGGGAAACCUGCUGGCCUUGGUUGUCAUUGUUCAAAACAGGAAAAAAAUCAACUCAACCACUCUCUAUUCAAUGAACUUGGUGAUUUCUGACAUCCUGUUUACCACAGCCUUGCCCACUCGGAUAGCCUACUAUGCCCUAGGCUUUGACUGGAGGGUCGGUGAUGCCCUGUGCCGGAUAAAUGCCCUGGUGUUCUACAUCAACACCUACGCAGGUGUGAACUUCAUGACCUGCCUGAGCAUAGACCGCUUCUUCGCCGUGGUGCACCCUCUGCGCUACAACAAGAUUAAAAGGAUCGAAUACGCGAAGGGUGUUUGCAUCUCUGUCUGGAUUCUAGUAUUUGCUCAAACCCUGCCUCUGCUCAUCAGACCUAUGUCCAAGAAGGAGACCGGCAGGACAACUUGUAUGGAAUACCCAAACUUCGAAGAGACGGCUUCCCUCCCCUGGAUCCUGCUCGGGGCGUGCCUGCUCGGCUAUGUGCUGCCCCUCGUAAUCAUUCUCAUCUGCUACUCCCAAAUCUGCUGCAAACUCUUCAAGACUGCCAAGCAGAACCCACUAACUGAGAAAUCGGGUGUCAACAAGAAAGCUCUCAAUACAAUCAUCUUCAUCAUCGUGGUGUUCGUUCUCUGUUUCACGCCUUACCACAUAUCAAUCAUCCAGCACAUGAUUAAGAAACUCUGCUCCCCUGCCCUCGAAUGUGGCCAGAGAUAUUCCUUCCAGCUCUCCCUGCACUUCACAGUGUGCCUGAUGAACUUCAACUGCUGCAUGGACCCCUUCAUCUACUUCUUUGCAUGCAAAGGCUACAAGAGGAAGGUCAUGAAGAUGCUGAAGCGGCAAGUCAGUGUAUCCCUCUCCAGUGCUGUGCGGUCAGCCCCUGAGGAAAAUUCACGGGAAAUGACGGAGUCCCAGAUGAUGAUCCACUCCAAGGUCUCCAACGGGAGGUGAAAGGACACACUGGACUUCACAGCAGAGCGAGCUCAGUCCCACUGCGGCUCCGCCAACCCAUGAUGCACUGAGAUCCAGUCCAUCUCGAGGGAUCAACAAAGCAAGUUCUACUCCGUAGCUGAAAUAUUGUAUGUAUAAGGGAAGGCUGCCUCAGUUGGUCUUGCUGUAAAAGACCUAUUCUGUGUUCCUCAGAACACAAUCGCUACCUUCUCUGCAAACGAUAAGACGGAUUCCACUGUACGUUAUCAGUGUAAAAAUGUUAAUACUGUAAUAUAGCAAACAUAUUUCUUAAUUUACACCUCUUUGAAUUUUAGACUUUAUCAUUUGCUUGUUUGUUUUGUUCUGAGACAGAGGUUUUAAGGAAAAGUUUGUGGGAUAAAGAACAGGAGGUAACAAAAGUAUCAGUAUGGCGGUGCCAGCGACCAGUGGCGGUUCCAAGUAUAGCAAACAAAGGAUUAAUGUAGACAGAAAAGUGCUGGUGAGCAUCAGUGGCUGGGCAUGGAGCUCCUCCCAGGCAGCCAGGACAGCACUCUGGAAGAAGGACAGGGCUCUCCAGGGAGGCACUCAGUGGAAGCAUGACUACAUGCUACACUCCUCUGAGGACAGAAAAUACACGGAUGCUUUGUUUUCCUUGGCUUUCCAAAGAUCUUUUUUUUUUUUUUUGGAAAUUGGUAGCAUCUGGCAUAUAUAUAUAUAU
Messenger RNA from Alexandromys fortis (reed vole), 3785 nucleotides. It is a transcript of the gene Gpr183, whose product is annotated as G protein-coupled receptor 183. The record is from RefSeq and is a predicted model, not a curated record. Gene Ontology annotation, cellular component: membrane. NCBI's taxonomy places the organism in Eukaryota, Metazoa, Chordata, Mammalia, Rodentia, Cricetidae. Gene Ontology annotation, biological process: B cell activation involved in immune response; G protein-coupled receptor signaling pathway. Bases 2018 to 3088 code for a protein of 356 amino acids. The transcript is spliced from 2 exons. Gene Ontology annotation, molecular function: G protein-coupled receptor activity; oxysterol binding.